This is a messenger RNA of Trachymyrmex cornetzi, 931 nucleotides long. RefSeq names its product Mitochondrial fission 1 protein (gene Fis1). The transcript is spliced from 4 exons. Gene Ontology annotation, cellular component: peroxisomal membrane; mitochondrial outer membrane. The record is from RefSeq and is a predicted model, not a curated record. Gene Ontology annotation, molecular function: protein binding. Bases 198 to 647 code for a protein of 149 amino acids. NCBI's taxonomy places the organism in Eukaryota, Metazoa, Arthropoda, Insecta, Hymenoptera, Formicidae. Gene Ontology annotation, biological process: mitochondrial fragmentation involved in apoptotic process; peroxisome fission; autophagy of mitochondrion.
CCUCUUGCAAUGCGUCAAGUCAUCUCGCAGUCCCGCACCUGGAAUCUGCUGCAAUCGCGUUUCAUGAAUCGGGAAUCGCGGUGGAAUUUUACACGCGUAACAUAGCGCAACCGUCUCGUCUCGGUGUGUGUGUCCGUGUGUAUGUGACAAAGUUGGGCAAAGUGCGCGCCGCUUACGUGCGUCAGUCUGGAAAAGAAAUGGAGGACGUUUUGAACGAAGUCGUCUCUUCCGAGGAUUUGAAGAAAUUCGAAACUGUGUACCAUGAGCAAUUGCAUUCGUCGUAUGUCACGCAAAAAGCACAAUUCGAAUACGCCUGGUGCCUUGUGAGGAGCAAAUAUUCAGCAGACAUUAGGAAAGGAAUAUUGCUGUUGGAGGACCUUUAUAACAAUCACGAUACGGAGAGGCGUGAUUGCUUGUACUAUUUGGCCAUUGGAAAUGCUAGAAUAAAGGAAUACUCCAAGGCACUCUCGUACGUCAGAGCAUUCCUUCAGAUUGAACCUGCGAAUGUACAAGUGCAACAUUUGGAAUCGUUAAUAAGGAAGAAGAUGGAAAAAGAGGGCCUUAUGGGUAUGGCUGUCGCGGGAGGUGUUAUUAUCGGUGUUGCAGGUAUUCUAGGCCUGGGCAUCGCGAUGGCAAAAAAAAAUUAGAAAGCGUCACCCCUAAAAGAACUAUUAGAAUCGUGAUUAUGCAAUUACAAUUGUGAUGUAAUGUGUUUGCGCGAAAUGGUGUGUAACUUGCGUCAUAAUUGCUGUUUGAGACUGAAGAGUCUCAAAUGUACUAGAACGUUGACCAAAUCCAAUAAAUGUAAUUUGUAACGUUAUUUUUCUAUUAAUCACAGAAAAGGAGAACAAGGGGAAAAACUAGCGUGAACAUGAUUUGUUUAAUUUAUAUUAUUUAAUAUUAUUUAUACCGUUUUAAGCACAUCGUUUAA